AUGGACAGCUUCGCGAGAAUAAAUUUGAACUGGACGCAACAACGUUGCAAAGAUGGUCUAGUUGUGACCGCUGCACCGGUAUCCCUAUCAAAUGCUGUGCUGUAUUUAUUUGCCCUGCUCUACUGCUUCCUGGGAAUUGCCAUUGUUUCUGAUGUUUUCAUGCGCUCAAUCGAAAAAAUUGUUACAGCAACCAGGAAAGUAAAUUUAAAAAAGCUUAAGAGGAAUCGUCUGGAAGCAGAGGAGAUGGCUGGUCCAAAUGAAGGCGUGGAAGUGCGCGUUUGGAAUCCAACUGUCGCUAAUUUAACACUGAUGGCAUUGGGAAGCAGUGCUCCGGAAAUUUUACUUUCAACAAUCGAAAUUAUUGCUAAUAAUUUUCGCGCCGGUGACCUUGGACCAGGCACAAUUGUUGACAAGAACACUGGCGUGCUAAUGUGUUAUCCUUCCAUUCCAAAAUUACCAAUUUGUUGCCUUUAUUUCGUUACAGCGAAUUUUCGAAAAUUUCAUAUUCUGUUAGUAAUUUCACCAAAUGUCGUGGAAUUGUGGGAAGCACUAAUAACAUUUUGUUUCUUUGUUAUCUUCGUAGUGGUCGCAUAUCUCGUGGACAUCAAAAUUUGGAGACGAAAAAAGGAGCGUCUGGAAGACGAAUUGCAAAUUGACGGCUAUGGCGACGCUACCAGUCGUGCUUUGAUCGAAAAGGAAGCUGAUAUUGAUGCAUGUCUGAAAAGACUUGCUGACGUAAUGGCACCGGAAGCUGAUUCGGUUGUCCGUCGUGGGCCAACUGAAAAACCACUCACUUUCUGCUACGCAACAAAAAACGGUGUUGCCAAAAGAGAUCUUCAUUUUUUGCCGAAAUCCGAGACUGUGCAGUUCCGGUCGGGUGAGUCUGUCAAGGAAAUUCACGUGGAUCUGGUCGAACAUGCAAAAUGGCGGCCCAAUCACGUAUUCUACGUCCACCUCAGGCUGGUCACGUUAGGCCGAACAAGCGUGGCAAGCGUACGUGUCCCCGAUGACUCAGCGAGUUUCGCCGGUGAACCGAUGGUGCAAUUCGUCAAAAAUAAUUAUGAAAGCGAGAAAUACGUGCGUGCAUUUGUUACUCGAUUGGGACGUCACGAUGAGUGCACAUUCAGCGUCCGCUACGAAACCGAAGCAGUGACUGCGAUAGGUGAUAAAGAUUUCAAAACGAUCAAUGACGGCGAACUGGUGUUCGUUGGAAGCGAAUAUGAGAAAUACAUUGAUGUGAGAAUAUACGACGAUAUGGAGGAUGAGAAAGAUGAAACCUUCAAAAUCAAUCUCUUUUCCUCAACAGGAACAGUAACAAUUGGGCCUCACAAGCGUACUACUGUAACAAUUAUUUCUGAUGAUAAUGCCCUGAAGAAUAUAACGAAUAUUCGCAAACUGACAUCGCAUUAUUUAAGGCAGAUGAGCUACGGAGCCGACACAUGGCUUGGACAGCUUAUCGAAGCGACAAGUGUAAAUGCAGGCGAUAUUGAGAAUGCAACAUUUAUGGAUUGCAUGAUGCAUAUUUUUUCAUUCCCUUGGAAAAUUCUGGGAGCUCUGGUGCCACCAGUAAGCAUUCUUGGUGGAUGGCUUUCCUUUUUCUGCGCUUUGCUUUUGAUCGGUUUCAUCACUGCAGUUGUUGGUGAUUUGGCAAGUAUAUUUGGUUGCAUGGUUGGUUUAAAAGAUGCGAUUACAGCGAUAACCCUGGUUGCUUUGGGUACCAGUCUGCCUGAUACAUUUGCUUCGAAAAUUGCAGCUGAAAGUGACACCACGGCGGACAAUGCAGUUGGUAAUGUUACUGGAUCGAACGCAGUCAACGUGUUUCUUGGGCUUGGCUUGCCAUGGACAAUUGCAGCUAUUUACUGGGCAACAAAAGAUCAAGUUUUCGUUGUAAAUUCCGGGAAUUUAGGCUUCAGGUUUGUGGUCUGCAGUCAGAGCGAACUUGGCGGCCCAGUUGGACCCAAAAUGCUUAGCUUUCUAAUUCUUGUUCUCCUAUGGUUAGCUUACGUAUCUUUGUCGGUUUUACAAGUUUAUGGUUACGUUCAUGUUUGA
This is a messenger RNA of Gongylonema pulchrum, 2049 nucleotides long. The record is from the annotation of a GenBank genome assembly. NCBI's taxonomy places the organism in Eukaryota, Metazoa, Nematoda, Chromadorea, Rhabditida, Gongylonematidae.